AUGGCGGUCGAGGCUGCCCCAGCGACGGAAAAUGCCACCGGGGAAGUUGCAAGACAUCCCCUGCAACAUAGGUGGGCGCUGUGGUACGACAACGCCAAGCUGAAGGCAGCAACGGAGACGUGGGCGGACAACCUCAAGCACAUCCUGGCGUUCGAGACCGUUCAAGAGUUCUGGGCACUCUUCAACAACGUCAUGCCGCCCAGCAUGCUAUCGGUGCAGAGCAACUACAGCGUGUUCAAGGAGGGUGUCAAGCCGAUGUGGGAGGACACGGCAAAUCGGCAGGGGGGGAAGUUCGUGCUUACCGUGAAGGGGGAAGACCUGCCGCAGUUGGACCAGUGGUGGCUGCACGCGGUGCUGUCCGCUAUCGGGGAGACGUUAGAGUCGGAGACCGAUCCGGAGGUGUGCGGCCUGGUGGUCAGCUUGCGCAAGGGGCAGCACCGCAUAGCGCUUUGGACCAAAACCUGCGAGGAGUCGAGGGUGGUUCCGGUCGCGAAGAAGCUUAAAGAGGCCCUCAAGCUCCCGGCGCGAUUGAAGUUCGUGUUCCAGACCCACAGCGACGCCGUGUCUUCCCUGUCCAGUUUCCAGAACGCGUCGCGAUUCGAGGUUUGAGUAAGGACGGAGACUAGCGUGGCAAGACCUUGCAUGUGCUGCCGCUGCGUUUGCUGGCAGUGCGGCACGGGCAAAGCUAUUUCAUUGGUCGGCGCGAAGCUGCAAGGACAGAUGGUCGUGAUUGUCGAUACUCCCUGGCAUC
This is a messenger RNA of Ectocarpus siliculosus, 751 nucleotides long. Lineage: Eukaryota; Phaeophyceae; Ectocarpales; Ectocarpaceae. The record is from the annotation of a GenBank genome assembly.